Molecule: messenger RNA, 579 nt
Organism: Penicillium atrosanguineum
Lineage: Eukaryota; Fungi; Ascomycota; Eurotiomycetes; Eurotiales; Aspergillaceae
Exons: 1
Coding region: 1-579 (192 amino acids)
Source: RefSeq, a predicted model, not a curated record
AUGGUUAUGAAAUCGACACAGCCGGGUGUCACUUCACACGUGGCGGCAUAUCCGCACUGCCAGUUCUUCGGGAUCAAAGACCCUUGUCAAGCUUCCUUGUCUACCGAAUCGCGAGAAUGGCAACUUCAAUGGGGUCAAUACAUCGAUAAAUAUGGCAGAUUCAGGCUCGAAAGUAUAUAUGGGAAAGUUCCGUUUGAUGAUUUCCUUGCAAUGCAGAACCUGAACGAGUAUGAGGCAGCUCUUCCAGAUACCGAACAAGUGCUAUCUAUACUGGGCUCUAGAGGGCUUCCCGUUGAGCUUGCUCUCGACAUCAUGGAAUUUGCCGACUAUAUACCCAAGAGAAAAUUGAAUGUGGCGCACGAUCCAUUUCACAGCGACAACAAGGAGCAAUUAGCCCAGUAUCUCAGUUACUGUUGGCAGUUAUUGGUCCGCUGUGAUAUGAUGGCUAAUGAGCUUAGCAUGAAAAUUGAUUGGGAAGAAACGGUCACCGACUGUAUAGGUCAGCUUUGGGAAGCGGAAGAAGCAAUGGGCCGUCAGAAAUUAACGAAAUUGAGCGAUGAUCGCGUAAUAUUUCGAUGA